Monodelphis domestica (gray short-tailed opossum) is the source of this 2855-nucleotide messenger RNA. RefSeq names its product serine hydroxymethyltransferase 1 (gene SHMT1). Gene Ontology annotation, molecular function: pyridoxal phosphate binding; glycine hydroxymethyltransferase activity. Gene Ontology annotation, cellular component: cytoplasm; mitochondrion; nucleus. Gene Ontology annotation, biological process: tetrahydrofolate interconversion. Lineage: Eukaryota; Metazoa; Chordata; Mammalia; Didelphimorphia; Didelphidae. The record is from RefSeq and is a predicted model, not a curated record.
ACAGCCAUUUCCACCUAUCGCGUCUGGCAGAGCUGAAAAGGGGAGGAGCAAAGCUUGCUUACUUGCUCCUUUUCGGCCCGCUUUCCCCUUGCACUGAAGAAGAACGUGCUGGAGUGUCCUGCAAAUCCUGAUUGGGGUCAAGGUAAAGCACUGGGGCCAGGUUUGGGGCUAUUCCUGCUCCGCGCAUCGCCGAGUCCUCGCCUGGCUAAAGUCUGGGGAAUUGCGGCACAUGUUCUCUGCCCGCUCUAAUCUCUGGGAGGACUUUGGGGGUCUCGAGGUCCCCGUUGAUCUGGGGUGUUGCUUUGGAGACCAGCAGCUAACGGGCAACCUGUGAGAGAGGGUAGGGGUCUCAAGAACAUCUCCAACCCCCCGCUGAGAUUUCCGCCGAGAUUUCCCGCCGCUCGCAAUGUCUUGCACAGCAGGAGGACCCCCGCCCCGCCUUCUGGUCCGCAUGGAGGGACUUCCAGGGUCUGCACCCAAUGCCUGACCUGCGCACCCCAAUCCUAUUUAAUUCGAAGCCUAGAAUCCUUCCCCCCCCCCACCCCCAGAAGUGACUAGUGCGGGAGUUCCCCACCUGGGGUCUCUGAACUUGCAUUUUUCGUGGUUCGUAUUUAGAUGCCACAUUUCACCAGAGCCAGUUUGUUGUAAUUCAGUGUUUCAUUUUAUACGUUUGUCCGGAGAAUUGGCUUCACCAAAAGUAGGCAAAGACUUUCUCCCCCACCUGACCUCCAGAAGUGACCUCUAGGCAUUGGUUGAGAGGCAGAAGAGGCCGGACCUGGGGCGUCUCUGCACACGGGGCAUCUGGCGGGACAGGAAACACAGGUUCCGGCGCUCCGCAGCGGGUCUUCCCCUCGAUCAGAUCAGUAGAUCUAGAGAGAGCCGAGUUCCGGCUUUCCUCCACCCUAGCCAAAGCCUCCCGCGUGCCCAGGAAGAUCUCCUUAAAAAGGGUGAUGAUGGGGGCAGCCAGGAAGCGUAGUGGAUAGAGAUGAAAACCAGACCUGGGGCCGGAGGAUCUGGAUUCAAAUGUGACCUUAGACAUGGCCUAGCUGUGUGGCCCUUGGCCAAGUCCCUUAACCCCAGUGGCUUGGCCCUUACUGUUCUUCCUAGGCAGAAGGAAUCCGUAGACCAGAAAUAUGGCAUCGACAGUCAAUGGAGAGAACCAUGGUGUUAAUCUCUGGGAAUCUCAAAAAAAUAUGCUGACCCAGCCAUUGAGGGACAAUGAUAUAGAGGUGUAUACAAUCAUUAAGAAGGAAAACCAUCGUCAAAAGACUGGGCUGGAACUGAUUGCUUCGGAGAAUUUUGCAAGUCGAGCAGUUCUGGAAGCACUGGGUUCUUGCUUGAAUAAUAAGUACUCGGAGGGAUACCCAGGCCAGAGGUAUUAUGGUGGUACUGAGUUUGUGGAUGAAUUGGAGAUUCUGUGUCAGAAGAGGGCUCUGCAGGCCUAUGGCCUGGACCCACAAAACUGGGGCGUCAAUGUUCAGCCAUAUUCAGGAUCUCCUGGGAAUUUUGCGGUGUACACAGCCCUAGUGGAACCACAUGGGAGGAUUAUGGGUCUCGACCUGCCUGAUGGGGGUCACCUCACCCACGGAUUCAUGACAGACAAGAAGAAAAUCUCUGCCACCUCCAUCUUUUUUGAGUCCAUGCCCUAUAAGGUAAACCCAGAUACUGGCUAUAUCGACUAUGACAAACUAGAAGAAAAUGCCCGACUCUUCCACCCCAAACUGAUCAUUGCAGGAGUCAGCUGCUAUUCCAGGAACCUGGACUAUGCCCGCAUGCGGAAGAUUGCAGACAGUAAUGGAGCCUACCUCAUGGCUGACAUGGCCCACAUCAGUGGACUAGUGGCCGCCGGCGUGGUCCCCUCCCCCUUUGAAUACUGUGACGUGGUGACCACCACCACACACAAGACCCUUCGAGGCUGUCGCUCUGCCAUGAUCUUCUUUAGGAAAGGAGUGCGCAGUGUGGACCCCAAGACAGGCAAACAGACGAUGUACAAUCUGGAGUCACUCAUUAAUUCAGCUGUUUUCCCAGGCCUACAGGGAGGGCCUCACAACCAUGCCAUCGCAGGAGUUGCUGUAGCCCUGAAGCAAGCCUUGACCCCUGAAUUUAAGGCUUAUCAGCAACAGGUGGUGGCCAACUGCAAAGCCCUGUGUGCAGCCCUGAUGGAGCUGGGUUACCACAUAGUAACUGGUGGUUCUGACAACCACUUGAUUCUUUUGGAUCUACGCAGCAAAGGCACUGAUGGAGGAAGAGCUGAGAAGGUGCUAGAAAGUUGCUCUAUUGCUUGUAACAAGAACACCUGCCCAGGAGACAAAAGUGCAUUAAGACCCAGUGGACUGAGGCUGGGAACCCCAGCUCUGACCUCCCGAGGACUGCUAGAAAAAGAUUUCCACCAAGUGGCCCAAUUUAUUCAUGAAGGAAUAGAACUGGCGCUGCGGAUCCAGAGGGACGUCGGGCCUCAGGCCACCAUGAAGGAAUUCAAGGAGAAACUGGCCGGGGACGCGCACUACCAGGGCGCUGUGAAGGCCCUCAGAGACAAGGUGGAGAGCUUUGCCACCACAUUCCCUCUGCCCGGAAUCCCUGGCUUUUAAGGAAAUGCUGGACUCCAUCCAUGAGUCCCGAAGCCUGAUCUGAAGGCUACCCGCGUGCCAAAAGCCUCCUUUUAAGAAAGGAAGGUAGGAAGCUAACCUGGGAGGGGGUUGGGAAAUGAGACGGGGGAGGGGUCUAUUUAAUGAGCUUUCCCCUAACCUCUGCCUUGGAAAAGGACUGCCAGGGACGGCACCCUGGGCGUGCAUAUCCUUCCAAAGGUGGUGUACAAACAAUAAACCUAUUUUGUCCUCAUCGGCCAUCCUCAAUCA